AUGCCAGAAAGACUAACGGAGAUGCUUAUGGAUGUAUGGACUCCAUUAAUAAUAUUAUGGAUUACUGUUCUUCCUUCCAUUUAUAUGGCUCCAUUGAAUCAAUCUGAAAUAUUACCAAGUGGAUCCAGUAUGGGACUAAGUGGGCUCAGUGGAGAACAGAAGGUUUUGAACCGUUCGAAGAGGGGCUGGGUUUGGAACCAAAUGUUUGUAUUAGAAGAAUUUUCUGGACCUGAACCAAUAUUAGUUGGCCGGCUACACACAGACUUGGAUCCUGGAAGCAGCAAAAUCAAGUAUAUCCUGUCAGGAGAUGGAGCUGGGACAAUCUUUGUGAUCAAUGACAAGACUGGAGAUAUUCAUGCUAUGAAAAGACUUGACCGUGAGGAAAAGGCAGAGUACACGCUAACAGCGCAAGCAGUCGAUGGGGAUACAAACAAACCUCUGGAACCGCCAUCAGAAUUCAUUAUUAAGGUUCAAGACAUCAAUGACAAUGCACCAGAGUUUCUUGAUGGCCCAUAUCAUGCCACUGUUCCAGAAAUGUCCAUUGUGGGUACCUUUGUUACUAAAGUAACGGCCACGGAUGCAGAUGAUCCAGUUUAUGGAAACAGCGCAAAGCUGGUUUACAGCAUUUUGGAAGGACAGCCUUACUUCUCCAUUGAACCACAUACAGCUAUAAUUAAAACUGCCCUCCCUAACAUGGACAGGGAAGCCAAAGAAGAAUACUUUGUGGUCAUCCAAGCAAAGGAUAUGGGUGGACAUAUGGGCGGACUGUCUGGAACCACAACAGUGACAAUUACACUCACUGAUGUUAAUGACAACCCUCCCAAAUUUGCACAGAGUCUGUAUCACUUCUCAGUAACGGAAGACAUUGCUCUUGGGGAGCCAAUAGGAAGGGUUAAAGCAAAUGACCUGGAUAUUGGAGAAAAUGCUAAAUCAUCCUAUGACAUCAUUGAAGGAGAUGGAAUGGAUAUAUUUGAAAUCACAUCAGAUGUUCAGACUCAGGAUGGUAUUAUUAGACUGAGAAAGCCCCUGGACUUUGAGACCAAAAAAUCCUAUACUCUGAAGGUAGAAGCAGCCAACGUUCAUAUUGAUCCUCGCUUCAUCAGUGGAGGACCAUUCAAGGAUACAGCAACAGUAAAAAUUGUAGUGGAGGAUGCUGAUGAACCACCAGUCUUUUCAUCACCUACUUAUCUACUGGAAGUGCAUGAAAAUGCUGCUAUUAACUCUGUGAUUGGUCAGGUGACCGCUCAUGACCCUGAUGUGUCUUCUAGUCCUAUAAGGUUUUCCAUUGAUCGACAUACUGACCUUGAGAGACAGUUCAACAUUAAUGCAGAUGAUGGAAAAAUAACUUUGGCAACACCACUCGACAGAGAAACCAACACGUGGCACAACAUAACUAUUGUAGCUACAGAAACUAGGAACCACAGUCAAGUAUCCCGAGUGCCUGUUGCUAUCAAAGUUCUUGAUGUAAAUGACAACGCUCCUGAGUUUGCAUCAGAGCAUGAAGCCUUUUUAUGUGAGAAUGGGAAGCCUGGACAAGUAAUUCAGACUGUCAGUGCCAUUGACAAAGAUGAUCCUAAAAAUGGACAUUUUUUUCUAUAUAGUCUUCUUCCUGAAAUGGUCAACAAUCCGAAUUUCACCAUCAAGAAAAAUGAAGGUAAUACACUCAGCAUUUUGGCAAAGCACAGUGGAUUCAGCCGUCAGAAGCAAGAAGUGUAUCUUUUACCAAUCGUAAUAAGUGAUAGUGGAAAUCCUCCCAUGAGCAGCACCAGCACCCUUACAAUUCGGGUCUGCGGUUGCAGCAGUGAUGGUGUUGUUCAGUCCUGUAACGUUGAAGCUUAUGUACUUCCUAUUGGACUCAGUAUGGGAGCCUUAAUUGCCAUAUUAGCAUGCAUCAUUUUGCUGCUAGUUAUUGUGGUGCUGUUUGUAACAUUGAGAAGACAUAAAAAUGAGCCUCUGAUUAUCAAAGAUGAGGAAGACGUGAGGGAAAAUAUAAUCCGUUAUGAUGAUGAAGGAGGUGGCGAAGAAGAUACAGAAGCUUUUGACAUUGCGACUUUGCAAAAUCCAGAUGGAAUUAAUGGAUUUUUACCCCGUAAGGAUAUUAAGCCUGAUCUUCAGUUUAUGCCCAGGCAGGGGCUUGCACCUGUUCCUAAUGGUGUUGACGUUGAUGAAUUUAUUAACGUAAGGCUUCAUGAAGCUGAUAAUGAUCCCACGGCUCCACCUUAUGACUCCAUCCAGAUUUAUGGCUAUGAAGGAAGAGGCUCAGUGGCUGGUUCCCUUAGUUCUUUGGAGUCCUCUACAUCAGACUCAGAUCAGAAUUUUGACUACCUCAGUGAAUGGGGUCCCCGCUUUAAAAGACUUGGAGAACUCUACUCAGUCGGAGAAAGUGACAAAGAAACUUGA
Molecule: messenger RNA, 2400 nt
Organism: Emys orbicularis (European pond turtle)
Lineage: Eukaryota; Metazoa; Chordata; Testudines; Emydidae
Gene: CDH8
Product: cadherin 8
Exons: 11
Coding region: 1-2400 (799 amino acids)
Biological process (GO): cell morphogenesis; cell-cell adhesion mediated by cadherin; synaptic transmission, glutamatergic
Cellular component (GO): synaptic cleft; catenin complex; plasma membrane
Molecular function (GO): calcium ion binding; cadherin binding
Source: RefSeq, a predicted model, not a curated record